AGGGUGACAGACCUAAAUGAACCUCAUGUUCCCGUUAGCAGUACCAGCCACCGCUCCUCCAUCUCUCCCUCCGUCUGGGCUCUUCCUCUCCUCUUCCCCGUACCUCCCGAUCACUCUGACCCAUCCAUCCUUCCAUCUCUCGCAGGGGAGAGGGGAGGAGAGAGAGGAGGGGAGGGCAGAAGAAGAGAGGGGAGGAGAGGGGAGGAGAGGGGAGGGGAUGUUGAGGAGAGGGGAGGAGGACGGCAGAAGGGAGGGGGUGUAGGAGACCGAUGACGCUAUCGGAGGCUGCAGUAAGAAGCUGCUGCUGCUAGCAUCGCCUGACAGGCUACAAGCUAGCUGCUAAUAAACUGGCCUGGACGAGACAGACAGAGAGACAGGUAGUACAGCAGCAUGACAGACGGGUGGUGAAGUCAAUCUGAAUGACAGAUGGGAAGUGAGACAGGUAGUGAUGAUACAUUCUGUAGCGCAGCUCGAUAGAUUGCUUCCUCUGGAGAGGAGACUAGCAAUGCUACAUUCCGGUUGCAACUGACACACACAGCCACACAGACACACACACACACACACAGACACACACACACACCCACACCCACACCCACACACACACACACAUACAGGAGGAGUAUCCGGGGCCAGUGUCUUGGGGCUCCAGAAGAAGGCCUGAGUGAUGGUUGAUCGUCAGGUGGUGUGACGCUCUACGUGAGGUGGAGGGGGGAGGGGCAUGGCCAAGAGGGGAGGGGGGCGGCGAGGGAGGGCCGACCAACCUGACGCCAUGGCAACGCUCCAGGCAGCCAAUGAGGAGCUCCGAGCCAAACUCACCGACAUUCAGAUAGAACUACAAAAUGAAAAAACCAAGGUGAGCCGUAUAGAGAGGGAGCGGACCCAGGAGCUGAAGGCAGAGCAUCACCGCGCGACGGUCGCCCUGACGGAGCUCCGUACUAAACUCCAUGACGACAAGGUCAAGGAAGUGGCCGUCACAAGGGAGACGUUGCUACGACAACACGAGAUGGAGCUGAUGAGGGUGAUCAAGAUCAAAGACGGGGAAAUCCAGAGGCUGAACGGCCUGGUGUUCACGCUGAGGGAUGACUCCACGGACAAGGUGAGGUGUGUGUUGCUUGCGGAGGCCCGGGAGGAGGCGCGCCGGGGCUGGGAGGCGGAGAGGAGCCGGCUCCAGCAGGAGGUUCUGGAGCUGAGGGGCUCCAAGAAGGGUCUGGAGGAGACCCUGGGCUCCUCCCAGCAGGCGUGUCUGACCAGGGCGGCCGAGCUCAGGUCCGCCCACCACCACCACCAGGAGGAGCUGACGCGCACCAAGAGGGACUGUGAGAGGGAGAUACGCAGACUGAUGGAUGAGAUCCGUCUGAAGGACAGGGCAGUGAGUGUGUUGGACAAGGCUCUGGGCCUCCAGGCCGGCCACGCCCACCGCCUCCAGCUGCAGACCCAGGCGGCCGAGCAGCAGAUAGCCGUCCUGAGAGACGCCCAGCGGGGGGCGGGACCAAACCAGCCAGACCCCACCCCUAACACCACCCCUAACCACGCCCCAUUUCCUGCGCAGGAGGACAGGGAGACCCGGAGGUUUCAGUUAAAGAUCGCUGAGCUCAGCGCCAUCGUGAGGAAGCUGGAGGACCGCAACGCGCUGCUCUCUGAAGAGCGCAACGAACUGCUGAAGCGUCUCCGUGAGGCCGAGAGCCAGUUCCUUCCGCUCCUGGACAAAAACAAACGUCUGAGCCGGAAGAACGAAGAGCUGGCCCUCGCCGUACGUCGCCUCGACAACAAGCUACGCUUCGUGACCCAGGAGAACCUGGACAUGAGGCAGAGACACCGAGGAGGCGGGAGGCGGCCCAGCUCUCUGAACGACCUGGAGGAGCUGAACCCCGAGGAGAAGGAGGUGCAGUUCCUCCACCUGCAGGUGCAGGAGCAGCAGCACGUCAUAGAGGACCUCUCCAAGGCUCUGGAGACUGCUGGCUAUGUGAAGACUGUCAUAGAGAGAGACAUGAUUAUCAAAUACCGACGUCAAGAAUCUCUGAGGAGAAAAAGAGGUUUCAGAGCCUGCAGGGUUAUAGAGACAUUCUAUGGUUACGAUGAGGACGUUGACUCCGAUGGAUCGUCGCUGUCGUUCCACACCGACCGGACUCCAGACACCGACCCUGAUGAUGCGGUGUUCCGUGAUGACCAGGUGGCUCUUCGUGAGGACCAGGUGGUCCUACGCGAGGACGCGGAGGUCCGUUUCAGACAGCUGACCCAGGAGUACCAAGCCCUCCAGAGGGCCUACGCCCUCCUGCAGGAGACCAGUGGAGGCAGUCUGGACCCCGAGACCGAGAUGAAGACCAGGGAGCAGCUGUUAUCUGAAGUUAGUCGCUAUGAGAGAAGAGUUCAGGACCUGGAGACUUCUCUGAGACAACAAGGACUGGAUUUGAAGUGGGUGGAGGAGAAGCAGGCAUUGUAUCAAAGGAACCAGGAGCUUCUGGAAAAGUUGAAGCAGAUGGAAUCAGACGAAACGCGGCUAAGAAUUGACAUCCAGGACGCCAGGGAUCAAAACGAACUGCUGGAAUUCCGCAUUUUGGAACUAGAGGAGCGGGAACGGCGGUCGCCUGGCAUCAACUUCCAUCCACUACAUUUCCCAGAAGGCAUCAGUCCACUUCAGCUCUACUGCGAGGCGGAAGGCGUCACGGAAAUUGUGAUCAGUGAACUGAUGAAGAAGUUGGAUAUUCUUGGGGAUAACGCCGUAAGUAACCUCUCCAAUGAAGAGCAGGUGGUCGUUAUCCAUGCCAGAAAUGUUCUCACGCUGGCUGAGAAGUGGUUGGAGUCCAUUGAAGGGACCAAGUCCACUCUACAACAGAAGAUGUUUGAUAUCGAGAGUGAAAAGGAUCUCUUCAGUAAACAGAAGGGCUAUCUGGACGAGGAACUCGAUUACAGGAAGCAGUCUAUGGACCAGGCCCACAAGAGGAUCAUGGAGCUGGAGGCCAUGCUGUUUGAUGUCCUGCAGCAGGAGGGGGCCGCGGGUUUCGGCGGUUGGAGGGAGGGGGGCGCGGGGGCGUCUGCGUGGAGGAUGGAGGGCUGGAAGGCGGAGGGAUGCCGCCUGUCAGAGCUGCUGGCGGACGAGGACCGCGAGGGGCUGCAGAGGGCCAUGGAGCAGUGGAAGAGAGCCCUGAUGGUGGAGCUGCGAGAGAGGGACGUGCUGAUCCUCAGGGAAAGGAUGGACAUGCUGCACCACGCACAGCAGAGGAACAAGGAGUUGGAGGAAUGGAUUGAAGCACAGAAACGACAGAUCAAACAGCUAGAAGAGAAGUUUUUAUUUUUAUUUUUAUUCUUUUCUCUGGCCUUCAUCCUCUGGUCCUAAAGCGGCGGCCACCAGAGGGCAGUGUGUAUUUGAACCAGCGGCUACAGACUCUGGGGGAGGGGCCUAUCGCCCCGCUAGCCCUGACGAGAAGACCACCGGCCAAUCACAAACUGUCUCAGCGUGGCUGACACUUAUUCCUGUUCCAGCCACUUCCCAGCCAAUCGGAGCACAGACAGAAUCCCAAGCUGGUUCUGACACGUUGGCCUGCCGAGAAGUGGGCGGGGUUUGGCGGUAAAAACAUGGUUACCAUGCCAACUCUGCAUUGGAGCAGUUCAAAAGGACCCGACUUCAUAAGGACACCGGUUUAUUGAAAGCCUGGUUUAUAAAGACUAUAUUCCGUCUUCUAUACAAGAAGAGCCACAGAGAGAACCUUAUAAUAGUAUUAAAGACCUUUAUUUUGAGAAUGACUAUGCACACUCUAGAAGGAAGACAAGGAUUGUGUCCUCCCGGUUGGUUUCAAAUGGCAGCCCUCUCUCCACCUGCCAGAGGCUUUUGGUGGAGGUUAAAGUUCACGGGAGCAAAAUUUGAUGGAGGAAAUUCUGAGCUGAAGCAGAGCACCACGUCCUUCGUCGUCAGGGUCUUCACACAGCAUGCAGAAGAACCACAAGAUCGUCUCAAACCAGGGACAACCAGGGACCACCAGAGACCACCAGAGACACCACAGACCACCACAGACCACUAGAGACCUUCUACCUGGGUAACAGCCAGUCCAGGGUCCUGAUAACUCACCUCUGGUCAGGAGGAACCUCUCCUCCUUUUCCAUCAGUGCAGGACAGGGACAUCUGGAACAUGAGACCUGCCAACCCGUGCUGAGAUCCUUUGUUCGGAUCCAGUCUCAAGAACCUGUCUUCAAAUUCUGUGUUCAGAACCCGUGAUUCAAAGCGGAUUCGGAGCAGGGCAAGGAAGGACUCUUUUAGAGUUCAUGCCAAUCCAGGAACUGUCGUGGACUCGUGUCCACCCCAGACGUGAGCUUGCAUCGAGGCCAACGGACACAGACCGGCACGAUUGGAAAGGGAGGAGGAACUGGAGUAUGAAGGGAAACCGCUCGGAGCUCAGACCAGAGCUCUCCCCCUCCCCCUCCCA
This is a messenger RNA of Gadus morhua (Atlantic cod), 4417 nucleotides long. It is a transcript of the gene jakmip3, whose product is annotated as Janus kinase and microtubule interacting protein 3. NCBI's taxonomy places the organism in Eukaryota, Metazoa, Chordata, Actinopteri, Gadiformes, Gadidae. The record is from RefSeq and is a predicted model, not a curated record. The transcript has 24 exons. Gene Ontology annotation, molecular function: kinase binding; microtubule binding. Bases 719 to 3334 code for a protein of 871 amino acids.